Molecule: messenger RNA, 4965 nt
Organism: Thermothielavioides terrestris NRRL 8126
Lineage: Eukaryota; Fungi; Ascomycota; Sordariomycetes; Sordariales; Chaetomiaceae
Exons: 2
Coding region: 329-4678 (1449 amino acids)
Cellular component (GO): trans-Golgi network
Source: RefSeq, a predicted model, not a curated record
CGGGGAUGCGGUCUUGGAUGCCCGGGCUAUCGAUUCUCGGCUUCGGCCAAAUCCCUUUUUUGGAGACUGCGACAUCUCAGGUCGCACAGAAACGCCAAGUCGCACCGCAACGUGCACUAAGCCUCCGCUGUACCCUCCUGUGCCCUGUACUUCAAGUUAGCACUCUCGGCGCUCGACUCGCUCGGUUUCGGCGCGACACGGGCAGCGGCGCGGCUGUGGAAGCAUCGCGCUGCGGCCUGCGGCUCUCGACAUGCGGUUGCCCUCGACCGGACGCUUCCUCCUUGCCUGCGCUGCCCCGACCCCCGGGGCAUGAUCACCGCGCGCAAAAAUGACUCUCGAUCCCCUCUCGCCCGUUGCCCCGGCGAGGGUCAAGGCCCUGGUGCUGCCCGUCGGCCUCAUCAAGCGGGAGCGCUUCACCGCCUUCGUCGACCGUCUCAAUGCGGAGAAGGUCGUCUUCCUCCGAGACGUCACGCCCGAUGGCCGCCCUCACAGGAACAUGUUCUCGCCGCUGGCGUUCCCCGACGGCGCCAUGUUCUACGACCUCACGCCACACCACCCUCCGCCGUCCCACCUCUCCCUCUCGCCGUUUGACCUCUUCCGCGAGCCGCUCGCCGUUAUCGCCGUGGCCGACGGCGCCGAACUGCCCAACGCCGUCUUCAGCAAGCGGCAUUCCGGCGGCAGGACCGUCGAAGAGGCAAACAUACGAUCGCUCUACCAGGAGCUGGAGGACUUGAGAGAUCGCUAUCCCAAAAUGCUGGCCCACCAGGUGCUCUUGUUCGACUAUCUGCCGGCCAAAGAGAAUCCCAUACCAGUGCCCGAGGGCAUCAUCACGAUACCGCCUGUCGAGCAGCUCAAGCGGACCACGAUCAAGACCGUCAUGUGCGACAUAUCCGCCAUUGUCCUGGCUGAGAUGACCACUCUGGCCAAAUCGUACGAGGGCAUGUCGUUCAUUGACUCUCCCGGCCACUCCUCUGCCCAUCAGGUGAACGCAAUGGACGAGUCCGCCGGCUUCGCCAGGAGGAACUCGCAGUUUGCGUUGCCCCUCAACCGGUCGAGUUCGACCAGCGGAGUCGCGGACAGGAGUCAUGUGCGCAUGUCGAUGCCGCCCGUCACUUCGAAGGGGCAACCGUUCGGCUCGAGCAGCUCCACUCCCUCGCGGCCCUCCACACCCGUCAGCGGCAACAAACCCCUGCCGACGCCGCCGUCUACGUUUGAUAGCAUCAUCGGACCUAUGGAGUCCACUAGCGCCGAGCAGACAAGCCGUUCCCGAUCUGACUGGACCGAUGGUUUCAGAGCCCAGAGCCAAGAGCGGGUGUCAGUACAAGGGUACGGCCCGGGCGGGCUCAACGAGCGAUGGAGGAGCAAAGGAAGGUGCCGGGUUCAGGUGGUCGUGGGGUCGCUUUAUCUCCAGGCUGGGCUCUGGAACAAUGCGCUCAAGGAGCUCGCCGAGGCAGCUACCGUAGCUAAGUCGAUUAAUGACCACCUCUGGCACGGAAAGGCUUUAGAGCUCGCCCUCAUAUGUCUAUUGCUGCUAGGCUGGGCCGGCAUCGAGUUUCAGGUGCCGAGCAUCAUGCUCCCUCCGCACGACAAGGGCACGAGCAUCGCGGCUGCGCUCCAGGAAGCCGAGUUAAGAGACCCCAGUCAACCUCGCUGGCUGCGGAAUCUCCAGGUCCAUAUUCCCGAGCUGGUUGACCGCAUCAUCGGGCUCUACUCGAGGAUAUCGGCCGAACACUUACCGCCGCUGCCCUUUUCUGAGGCGGUCAUCAGGCUCUGCAAAAUACUGGCCGCACUUCACACUGCCGACGGCAGGCUCUGCCCGGAGUCCUUGGACAUGAUUGUCCUCGGCCGGCCGCCCAAGAAACCUUUGACGACAUCGCCCCGAUUCACCAUCCAACCCACUCGGACCCUGAUCGUCGCCACGCUCUUCCGGGCCUUCCCCGCGUCUUCGUCUGAGCUCCUUACCACAGCGGACCGAGUGGUGAUUCUCAGCGGGAUAGCGUCCUUGCUGGGCCACCUCGGAUUCCAGCGGAAGAAGGCGAUGGUUAUGAAAGAGCUCGUCUCGGUCCUGGUGGGCGGCUUGGUCGAGGCCCGCACACGGGGUGCCGCCGAUGUUGGCAUCCACCCGGCUGCUGGCCUGGCUGGGCUCAACGGCGCCGGCCCUCGAGAGGGAGGUGGCGGUGCGCUAGAGCUUGCCGAAGGCGAUGUCGAGCACGGAAUUGAUUCCUUCCUGGGACUAUUACUUAGGACCUAUGGGGUGGUGGGCGGCAAUGCUGCCGGGAAAUCCGAAGACGACUCUGAUGCGGCGGUCAUCGCCCGGAUCCAGAAGCAGUCUGCCGCGAGAUUCUUUGGCAUGCAGUCCGCCAAGCUCGACAUCCUCCGCGCUUGCAUCAACUUCUCCGAGGCCCUGCCGGACUUUGCCGGCGUCUUGAAGUACUCGAGCGACUUGCUGCGAACUGCUGGCAGCGGCAUCGCCCCGGGACCGCGCAGAGAGAACGCCUACCCCUCGAUAACGAGGGAAGAACAGGUUCGGUUGGUCGCCAACAUUCUGAAGACGUCGAACCUAUCGAAACGCCUGGGGAUCGGCGCUUUGACUGCCGAGUAUUGGGAUGAGUUCUUGGUCCGCGGUAUCACACUGGAAACACUGCCGCCGACGAGGAUGCCCGUGCCGCACGCCAAGACGGUCCUUCCUGGCAUAACCGCAGCGCGGAGCUCGCAGGAUGUCGACCCAUUUAUCUACAACCCCUUCUUGAAGCGCCCGGACACUGCAACAAUCGACCGGACGCUGGUGGCCGGAGAGCCGGCCACCUUCCGUCUCACGCUCCAGAACCCUUACGAGAUGGAGGUCGAGCUGGAGAGUAUCCGACUCGAAACCGAGGGCGCUGAGUUCGAGUCGGCGGUGGAGAGUACCGUGAUCGGAGCCUACCGGACGCAGAUCAUGAGGAUAUCGGGCACUCCAAAAUGCGCGGGCGCGGUCAAGGUCACGGGCGCCGUGAUCAAAGUUCGAGGGUGCCGGGAGAGGAGGUUUCCCAUUUUUGCGGACCCGUGGGCUCCCGAGGACGAGGCCAAAGUGAAGGCCAUCGGACUCGGAGCUCUCGACGUGAACGCCGAGGCCGUGUCACCGGCUAUCCAGCGCCUGAAGCCGGAACACAUUGAACUGAAUGUCAUUGCUCCGCAGCCCGUUGUGGUGAUCAAGUCGUCCACGCUUCCCCAGUCAUCGGUUAUGAUUCUGGAAGGGGAGCGCCAGUGCUUCUCUCUUACCUUGCAGAAUCUCUCCGCCACAACGCCGGUGGAUUUCCUCCUCUUCUCCUUCAAGGACUCGACGCAGGAACCUCUGCAGCUGGCGCUGAACAACCGCGAGGCAACCGCCACGGAGCUGUACGAGUAUGAGCUGGUCCUGGCGAAGAAGCAGCCGCUGAGGCUGAGGAACCGUGACGACAGCAAAAGGUUCAUCGCUCCGGGGCAGACGGCAACGUUUGACUUUGAGCUCCUCGGCCGGCCGGGGCUCACGCAUGGUCUCAUACAGGUUGACUACGCGCAUCUCGGCGUGCCGCACGACGAGGUGGCGGAAAAAUUCUACACCCGCCAGGUGUCGAUGGAACUCACGGUUACUGUCAACGCCAGCGUGGAGAUCACGCGGGUGGACGUCCUCCCGCUCACGGGCCCCAUACCGGCACCGCUGUGGUCGCGGGUCGCCAGUCCGCAGGAACCCCCCGUCGAGCUCACGGCCGACUCCCACUGCCUGCUGCUGCUGGACCUCCGCAACUCGUGGCCCAGCCAAAUGGCCGUUCACCUCGAGUCAUCGGACGGAGUGCAGGUCGAGGAGCACAUCCUACCCGGCAACACGUCCCGCGUCGUCGUGCCCAUCAGACGCAUCUACCUCGAAGACCCGCACGCCUUCAUCCCGGCACUCAACCCAGCGCGGCAGCGCCAGUUCGUGGUCAGCACCAAGAUCUCGCCCGAAGUCGAGCGCGCGAACCGCGAGGCCUUCUGGUACCGCGAGAAGGUCCUCGACACGCUCCGCGGCACAUGGCGCACCGUCUCCCCGGGCGGCCACGGCCGCCGGCGGGCAGGCGAGAUCGAGCUGCGCGCGGUGCGGUUCACGGCGCGCAUGAUCGAGGCGAUCAAGAUCGACGAAGUCGACAUCGACAUCGCCGUCGUGGACCCCGCCACGGGCGAGCCGCUGCGCAGCAGCGCCAGCAACAGCUACGUCGUGGCCACCGACGACUUCCUCCAGCUGCGCGUGCGCGUGACCAACCGCUCGGCGCGGCCCAUCUACCCGCUGCUGCGCCUGACGCCGGCGCUGUGCCACCGCCCGUUCAACGUGUCGCUCGACUUCACGCGCAAGAUGGCCCGGUUCGCGUGGAACGGCAACCUGCAGCAGGCGCUGCCGCUGCUGGCGGGCGGCGGCGGCGCGGCCGAGCUGACGAUGGGCGUCACGGCGCUGUGCCGCGGCGAGUUCGAGAUCGCGGGCAGCGUCGAGGAGGCCAGGCUGUGGACCGACCCCGAGGAGGAGCGGGCGCGGGAGGAGAGGGAGAGGGAGGAGAAGAAGGGCCACCGGAGGGAGCGGACGGAGAUCGAGGCGCAAGCGAUCAUUCUGGGCGCCGCGCUGGGGAAGAGGCAGCGGAGGGUGUGGCAUGCCAGGAGGCCGUGUCGGCUGGUGGUGAGGGAUCGGGAGUGAUGGCUCAGGACUAUGGGGGAAAGGGGGGCGGGGGUGGUUGAAUAGAACGAGUGUGGGUAACUACAUGGGACAUGAAGCUAUGGGGCACGGAGGUAGUGUAGUGUAGAAGAAGAUGUGGUUGUAACGCUUGGAGAUACCUAGGUACUUAAUGAUGUUGUCGCUCUCGGGCUUGGCUGCGGUCUAGACUCUGCAUGUCGGCAAAGCGCGGCAUAGGUACACACUUUAUCAGCGAUCUCGGAUCUUAUCUGAAAUCUUCGACCGCUCGCCACUUACCGUUUCCUCUCGAA